UCUGCCAAAUUUAUUUGUGCAAAUUGCAGUACAUCUGGUUUUAGAACCGUAGUUUGUGAUAAAAAUGAUUUUAUCGCAGUUAUAUUUACAGUAAUUAAGUUUAUUGCCAAUGAUUCUUUGUUCACGUUAGAUGUCAUUAACCUAACAUGAGCAUUUACUCUCGUUCAACCGGUGAACCGAAUAUUAUUUGCGAUUUGUGAUCGUGCUUUAAAAACCCUCGACCUCAUUUGAAGUGGCUGAUUCUAUAUGUGUAUAUUUAUCGACAUCAUUUUAAAAUAAAUGCAGCUUAUCUUGAUAUUGCUCAGUAGACUUCGAGCUGAAUAAGAAAGCACGUCGGACAGAAGUACAAGAUUCCGAUUUUUAUUUCAAUUGCAGUGUAUUUUUUAAAAACAAUUCUAUUAAAAAAAUGCUACGUAAAUUACCGAUAAAGUAAAAAUAGCAAGUGCAUGUGUCUAUUCUCAAACGAUAUAAAUUGAUUGGUGUUUUUCUUGAAUGUUUCGACCACGUGAAAUAUUUAAUUCAAAUAAAUAGGAGAAUUAUUCAACGAUUCAUUGUUUCAUACGGAGACAAGAAACAAAGAAAGUGUAAAGAUGAUUUUGCGAAAGAAGUUGAACGCCAAUUUAUUGGUGUGUUACAAUUUCGCGCUAUUGUUCGCAGUUUGUUCGGCGCAGAAUAAUGGAGCACACAGAAUAAAAGGAAACAGACCUAAUAUUAUUAUCAUAAUGGCUGAUGAUAUGGGCUUCAAUGACGCAUCAAUUCAUGGCUCAAAUCAAAUUCCCACACCGAAUAUCGAUGCGCUCGGUAUCAUGGGCAUUCAAUUGAAUCAAAUGUACGUGGCUCCAAUGUGCACACCAUCGCGAUCUUCGCUGCUCACGGGCAAAUAUGAAUCGAAUUUAGGAAUGCAACACUUUGUCAUACCAUCCGAUGCACCCUACGGUCUUAGCCCUGAAGAUAAAACCAUUGCGCAAUACAUGAAAAUCGGCGGCUAUCGAACAUAUCUGGUUGGUAAAUGGCAUUUAGGUUUCUUUGAAAAGCGAUACACACCGUUGUACCGAGGCUUCGAUUCACACUUUGGUUAUCUGGGACCUUACAUUGAUUACUACAAUCACAGCUUGAAAAUGGCGCCAAAGCCUGAUUAUCAACUAGCUAGUGGUUAUGAUAUGCGCAAAAACUUAACCGUUCACUGGGAUACAAUUAAGCAAUAUGCCACCGACCUAUUCACCGAUCAGGCGAUUGAGACGAUAAAAAAUCAUGACAGAAGUGCACCAAUGUUUAUGAUGUUAACACAUUUAGCACCUCACACUGCAAACGAAGAUGAUCCAAUGCAAGCACCAGAGGAUGAAAUCAAUAAAUUCAGCUAUAUUCAAAACAGAAAGCGUAGAGUGUACGCUGCAAUGGUAUCAAAAUUGGACCAGAGCGUAGGCAAGGUUGUGAAAGCACUUGAUGAUAAUAAAAUGCUCGAUAAUAGCAUCAUUUUGUUUAUGUCGGACAAUGGAUCUCCCAUUCAGGGAGAACACUCGAAUUCAGGAUCCAAUUUCCCAUUCAAAGGUCAAAAAGAUACUCCAUGGGAGGGUGCAAUUCGAUCUGCGGCUGCCAUAUGGAGUCCCCGAUUGAAGCGAAGACAACGUGUUUCAAAUCAAAUGAUUCACAUAUCGGAUUGGCUACCAACGUUCGCAAAGAUAGCCGGAGUUGAUAUUGACGGGCCCAUUGAUGGAAAAAAUGUAUGGAACGCCCUGUCAUACAAUUUACCAAGUCCACGUCGUGAAAUUCUUGCCCAUCAUGAUACGGAAGUUCCAUACAUGGCAUAUAUUAGUGAUAAUUUCAAACUGGUAACCGGUUCAACAUAUGAAGGACUCUAUGAUCGUUGGCUCAGCGAACCAAUUAGACGAUCCGAAGAGAAUUCAACUUUCGAAGAAAGUUAUAGUGAAUCGAUUUUAGCAUCGGAUGUAGGACAAGUACUGUUGAAAUACUCGACCACAAAGCAGAAUCAAUUCCGAAAUUGGGUAGGAACAAACUUUGGAACGAUUAGUGACGAUGAAAUCGUUGAAAUUCGACAGAAGGCUAAAGUAACAUGCAACGGAUACACACCGCCCAAUAACAACUCCGUUUGGGCCUGUAAUCCAAUUGAAUCGCCGUGCUUGUUCGAUAUUUUUAGCGAUCCGUGUGAAACUACAAAUUUAGCAUCGAAAUUCCCAGAUUUGGUCAAGAAGUUCCAAUCAAAGCUGGAUUAUUAUGGACAAAUUGCAAGGCCAACGCGCAACAAACCGGGUGACCCUCGCAGCGAUCCAGCCAAUUUCGGCGGCAUUUGGACGUGGUGGUAUGACGAAAUGAAUAUCACCACAUCCAGUUCAGCAUCGGACAUUGGGGAAAAUUCUGUACACACAAUCAUUUACAUUUAUAUAUGUUUUUCACUUUCUUUUGUGUUCAUCCGAGGCGAGGCAUUUUGCAUCAACACACAAAUAUUUGUUCGAUAUGAAGUACAAUGAGUUGAAGAAGAGGGUAAUUUGACCACUCGAAGCUUUCUUCAGAAGCUCUGCUGCGCAAAUAUAUAUAUGAAACGUAAAAUAAGACAAAAAAAUCCCAUCUGGAAACUGAUUAGUGAGAUAGAUAUCAUCCAGUCUCCAAGUACUGCCUUUUUAGGACACAUUUACCAUUUUCGGUCUCAUUUAUCAGACUAUGUACCAUUAUUAUUUGUAUUUAUCCGUAAACAAAAACAUUCAUUAAUAAAUAGAACUGCGAGCACAUGUUGGAACCUUCA
Messenger RNA from Sitodiplosis mosellana (orange wheat blossom midge), 2758 nucleotides. Its product is annotated as arylsulfatase B-like. Bases 591 to 2486 code for a protein of 631 amino acids. The record is from RefSeq and is a predicted model, not a curated record. Lineage: Eukaryota; Metazoa; Arthropoda; Insecta; Diptera; Cecidomyiidae. The transcript has 8 exons.